This is a messenger RNA of Perkinsus marinus ATCC 50983, 207 nucleotides long. RefSeq lists its product as hypothetical. The transcript has a single exon. The annotation marks the transcript as partial. The record is from RefSeq and is a predicted model, not a curated record. Lineage: Eukaryota; Perkinsozoa; Perkinsida; Perkinsidae.
GCCAGCCUUGCCGGGGAAUGGUGUGUCGAGUCUUGGUGAUCGGCGCCAGGGUAAUGAUGCUCGAUUGACCCCUAGGAGCCCCGGUGUUGGGGACUUAUCGAGGAGGAGACGAUCAUUCAUGGAAGGUGUUAGAAGGCGACCAUCAGGCUUCUAUAAGCCGACGGCGGCGGAGGACGAAUUGCCGAUAAAUGACUUCAAUGUUCAUGG